AUGCUCGGCAGCCCCUUCUCCGGCAGGCAGCCCGCACCGCAGCCCGGCCCUCUUCCGCCAUCCCUCCCUCAGACCUCACAUCCAGCGCCGAACCCUCCUCUCAAGCGCUCCUUCCGCCAAACCGGCACCCGCGCCGUCGAGAACCUCAACCUUCGCAACAUCGCCCAGUCCUCAGCCGAUUACCACCGCAACAAGCAAAUCUUCCUCUCCUGCGGUAUCGUCGCCGGCAUCGUCUCCUUCAUCUACGUCUCCUACCGCAUUGUCCUCGAGAUCAAGAAAAACCCAAUACAAGCCGACGCCGACCCAUCCAACCCCCUCUCCGACCCCAACGCCCCCAACAGGAAAAUAAUCGUCCACGAUGAAAACGGGAAUGAAAUCGUGCCCACAGGCCACAGCGUCGUCCCUAGCUUUCCGCGGACAAUCUCUUUGCCUUCUUUUACCGGACCGUUAGACGCUACUGAGCCUGUUCAACCUGGGACAAUCACCACCGCUGCUGCCCCAGAGACGGAGUAUACCCUUGUUGGUCUGGGAACCAGAACAGUCACCUUCAUCGGGAUUUCCGUCUACGUGGUAGGCUUUUACAUCGCAACCGCAGACAUUGCAGCUUUGCAAUCCGCCCUUGUCAAAAAGGUCAACCCUAUUGCUACCACCCUCGUCCCUGGAGAGCGGGAUCAGUUGAGGAAUGAACUCCUCGACCCAGCCGAAGGCGCCAAGUUAUGGGAUGAGCUCUUGUCUCACAACAUUCCCGCCCGUACCGCCUUCCGCGUCAUCCCCGUUCGCGACACUGACUUCCACCACUUGCGGGAUGGGUUCGUCAACGCCAUCAAGACUCGCGGACCAGAAUUAUCCGGGAAGGGGGUGGAUGAUGAGGCGUUUGGGGAGGCGAUGAAGCAGUUUAGGGCUGUGUUCAACAGGGGCAAGGUACCAAAGGCCAAGGAGUUGAUUCUGGCCAGAGAUGACAAGGGUCAUCUCAGUAUUGCCUUUGAUGGGGGCAAGAAGUCUGGUGGCAGGCAGUUGAUUGGGGUUGUGCCGGAUGAGAGGGUUUCGAGGGCGUUGUGGUUGAACUAUCUGGCCGGUAAGCAGGUUGCUAGUGAGCCGGCGAGGAAGAGUAUUGUUGAGGGCAUCAUGGAGUUUGUAGAAAGGCCGGUGGGGACAGUUGCUAGUAUGGUCGUGCCGCUCGCUAGGUGA
Molecule: messenger RNA, 1188 nt
Organism: Podospora pseudocomata
Lineage: Eukaryota; Fungi; Ascomycota; Sordariomycetes; Sordariales; Podosporaceae
Exons: 1
Coding region: 1-1188 (395 amino acids)
Molecular function (GO): intramolecular lyase activity
Source: RefSeq, a predicted model, not a curated record